Gongylonema pulchrum is the source of this 180-nucleotide messenger RNA. NCBI's taxonomy places the organism in Eukaryota, Metazoa, Nematoda, Chromadorea, Rhabditida, Gongylonematidae. The record is from the annotation of a GenBank genome assembly.
AAUUUGUCGGUUGAUGUGGAAGAAUCGAAGCGAAAGAUUCAAGAAGCGGCAGAACUGGAGUUUAACAAACAGUUCAACGUCAUCUGCUCAACCGGAAUGUUCACGUACAUCACACAUACCAGCAGAUACUGUCAAGCGGGAAAUAGCGUGGUAACGUGCUAUGCCUUCCAGACCAACUAA